AUGCACGGGGCUGUUAUCCCGGUCCCCAAAUCUCCCAUCUUUCUGCCUGAACCCGCAGUGCUGCGGGCUCCCUCCGUGUCACCGGUGGGGCGGGAGUGCCCUGUGCCAAGCUGCACUCCUGCCGGUGCCCUGCCAAGCACCGCAAGCCCUGCCGUGCCGAGGAGUGCUGCUCUGGACUUUGGAGAGGAUAACGAUGCAGAUGAUGAAGGAGAAAUAUGGUACAACCCGAUCCCUGAAGACGAUGAGCUCGACUUGCCGAGGGUCCACCCUUCUGCUGUGAAUAGCCCUGUUGCUGUGGGCUCCCCAAUGGCUCGGUACAAACCCCACCCUGGGGGUGACUUGGGGAUGGCCGUGGGUCCCCACGAGGGUCCCCCACGCUUCGUGGAGAGCGCAGCAGACAGUCGGACGGCUCAGCCCAGUGAAGUGAGUCAGGCGGAUGCCGUGCAUCCUGGGGAGCACGGGCAGCAGCACCGGCAGAGGUUUGCCUGCAAGGCUCCCGCUGUGCCAGCAGCAGAGGACAACCCUGCCUUUAAGUACCUUUCAACAGGGUCUGGAGUUGGGCUUGCACACAAGGCUGAUAUUCCCACGACAGAAGUUUCUCCUCCAAGUCCCAGUCCUCUGAAAAAAAGUGGAUCCAUCAACUGGCCUUUCCCUGACAGAAUUAAAUCUCCCAGGACUGUGAGGAAGCUUUCCAUGAAGAUGAAGAAGCUGCCAGAGCUGAGCAGGAAGCUGAGUGUCAAGGGAACUUCAAGCCAUAGCAGUUCAGAGAACCCCACCUCCCUGCUGAAGGGGAGCUGCCGGGAUGCAAGCCAUGCUGUGUCCUUGCCCUCGUCUGGAAGCUCAGCCACAGCUGCCAGCAGAAACGUGAUAAGUCGUUACCACCUUGACAGCAGCGUGUCAUCACAACACACCUACAAAAAGAAGAGCUCGAGGAGCUCCAAGUCCUUCAGCAAAGGUGGUUACCUCAGUGACGGCGACUCUCCCGAACUUAUAGCAAAGUCAGGUAAACAUGGGCAUGACGUUAAGUGUGGGAAAGGAAAGGAGAGCCUUCCAGGUAACAGCGGUAAAACCGAAAUAGAUAUCGAUGCCUUCAGGCACUACAACUUUUCUGAUCAACCCAAGUGCUCUCAGUACAUCUCUGGACUCAUGAGCAUUCACUUUUAUGGUGCUGAAGACUUAAAACCACCAAGAAUCGACUCAAAAGAUGUCUUUUGUGCAAUACAGGUUGACUCAGUAAACAAAGCAAGAACAGCCCUGCUUACGUGCAGGACAACAUUUCUGGAUAUGGACCACACGUUCAACAUAGAAAUCGAAAAUGCUCAGCACUUAAAGCUGGUGGUGUUCAGCUGGGAACCCACCCCACGGAAAAACCGGGUGUGUUGUCAUGGGACUGUGGCGCUUCCCACUCUCUUCCGGGUGACGAAAACGCAUCAGCUGGCUGUCAAACUGGAGCCCAGGGGGCUCAUUUAUGUCAAGCUGUCCCUCAUGGAGCAGUGGGAGAACUCUCUUGACGGUCUUGAUGCAGAUCGGGAGCCUGUGAUGUUUGGGGUAGAGGCUCGAAAAGUUGUGGAGAAGGAAAAUGCGGGCUUGAUGGUUCCACUUCUGAUGCAGAAAUGCAUUCUGGAGAUUGAGAAGAGAGGCUGUCAGGUGGUGGGCCUGUACCGGCUGUGUGGCUCGGCAGCGGUUAAGAAAGAGCUUCGGGAGGCGUUUGAGAGGGACAGCAAGGCCGUGACGCUGUGCGAGAGCCAGUACCCGGACAUUAAUGUCAUAACCGGUGUCCUCAAGGACUAUCUGCGGGAGCUGCCGUCUCCCUUGAUAACCAAGCAGCUCUACGAAGCUGUGCUGGAUGCCAUGGUGAAAAACCCCUUGAGGAUGACGGGGAGCGGCUGUGAGAACGACGCGAGUGACUCCGAGCACACCGCAGCCCUCCUGGACUGCCUGCCCGAUGUUGAGAAGGCUACUCUGAAGAUGCUGUUGGAUCACCUGAAGCUGGUGGCUUCUUACCACGAAGUGAAUAAGAUGACGUGCCAGAAUUUGGCUGUGUGUUUUGGGCCCGUGUUACUGAGCCAGAGGCAGGAGACCACCAACCAUAACAACAGAGUCUUCACAGAUUCAGAGGAGCUUGCUAGUGCCCUGGACUUCAAAAAACAUAUAGAGGUUCUCCACUAUUUACUCCAGCUGUGGCCAGUCCAUCCCUCACCUGCCAAAGAGCCAGCACAUCCGGAUGCGUUUCCCGAGCACCCAUCCUCCCUCAAUUACCUGAGACCCAAGAGGCAGAGACCUCAGAUGCUGAACCUGAGUGGUACCGAGAUGUGUGGCGUGCUCAGACCAAGGCCGGCAGGGCUGGACAGCCCCUCGAGCAACCGCUACGCCGGAGACUGGAGUGGCUGUGGGGAAAACUACUUCCUGAGCCCCAAGGACUGCCUGGGCGAAGCAGACUACGAUGACGUCCCCUCGGAGGACACGGAGAGCGGGGAUGACAGCAGCAGAGCCGAGGAGCCGGACGCCCCGGUGAGGCUCCCGCCGCCCAUCCCCAGAGAGCGCGCGUUUCAGAGCUACCUGACAAUGCAAGCCAUAGAUUCUGCGGUGGAUCACCGAGCAAACCUCAAGGACCUGCAGGAAAGCAUUGACACUCUGAUAGGAAACCUGGAAAGGGAACUCAACAAAAACAAGCUAAAUAUGAGUUAUUAA
This is a messenger RNA of Mesitornis unicolor (brown roatelo), 2691 nucleotides long. RefSeq names its product synapse defective 1, Rho GTPase, homolog 2 (C. elegans) (gene SYDE2). The record is from RefSeq and is a predicted model, not a curated record. The transcript has 6 exons. Bases 1 to 2691 code for a protein of 896 amino acids. Gene Ontology annotation, biological process: signal transduction. NCBI's taxonomy places the organism in Eukaryota, Metazoa, Chordata, Aves, Mesitornithiformes, Mesitornithidae.